Galendromus occidentalis (western predatory mite) is the source of this 1431-nucleotide messenger RNA. RefSeq names its product palmitoyltransferase ZDHHC15. The record is from RefSeq and is a predicted model, not a curated record. Gene Ontology annotation, molecular function: palmitoyltransferase activity. Lineage: Eukaryota; Metazoa; Arthropoda; Arachnida; Mesostigmata; Phytoseiidae. The transcript has a single exon. Bases 154 to 1107 code for a protein of 317 amino acids.
GGACUGACAACAAUAACGCCGACAUCUUUCUGUCUUGCAAUGUAGACCGAGUGAACGAAGACUGGUCGUGAGCGAUCAAUCAGUUCUGCGCCGGUGUCGAAUGAACAGAGGAAAAAUGUGAAAAUGUGAGCUGUGAUUGUGAGCGAGCACAGGAUGUCAACGAACGGCCAUACAGACCAGCCGUCGAAGACGCCUGGGAUCUGUGAACGUUUGUGGGGCGGAGUGUUUCUAGUCAUCACCGCCGUGCUAAUAGCCACGCUCUACAGUUACGCGGUGCUGUAUUUGCUGCUGAGCGCACACCUUCUGAGCUUGAUGAUUCUCAUAUUCCUCCUUGUGUUUAUAUUCUUCAUGCUCAUGUGGUCGUACAAGGUCACACAUUCUACACCGACACUACCGAUCCCGCAACGAUUCGAAUUCACCCCGGUCGAAUGGGCCUUUCUGGAAUCCAGAGCCUUCCUGUCAGAAGACACGCGGUAUGAGCUGUGCGCAUGGGCGACUGCGCGCGGGAUCCGAACCAGGGGCUACAAUGGUCAAGUAAACAUAUGCCGGACCUGCCGCAUCAUGAAGCCGGAACGCACUCAUCACUGCAGGAUAUGCAGGAAAUGCAUCCCCAAAAUGGAUCAUCACUGUCCGUUUUUCGGGAACUGUAUCCAUUUUGGCAACUUCAAGGCUUUUCUCCUGACGCUGUUCUAUGCGACCUUGGGGUUUUUGUACAUUAUCGUGGCCACUGCCGUGUGCACUGUGUCCGUGGGAGCAGAGAAGGCGUUCCAAACCUUGAACGAGGACGUAGUUGGACUAGUUGCGUACAUUGCGCUCCUGAUAUUUUCAGUGAUGGCAGAACUCUCGUUAGGGGCCUUUUUCUGGACGUCCUUCCGACACGCUAUGCACAACCACACGACUCUAGAGCACAUCGGUGGCUCGGUCAUCUUCGCGAGCGGAUCAAAAGAAUCCUACGACCUCGGAAGCUUCUGUAAAAAUAUGAAGAAUCAGUUCGGACCCUCUAUCGCUGCGUGGUUCAUACCCAAAUCGACAACACCCGGAGACGGAGUGACUUUCCCGGUACGCUCACAGAUCGAGGAGCUCACCGAAGUAAGACCGGCCAUGUGACGAUAAUUCAUUUGAUUAUAUGUAUAGCGCCAGAGCACUGCGAAAUGAGCACCGCCAUACGGGCGUCAAGUACGGCACAGCCUCUUCGACAGAUUAGAGAUUGACCUUUUGUGGGAUUUACAACAGAGAGCGAACUUUGUCGAGAUCCCGGUCAGCAUACACAGCCAUUCCGAAUCUAUCUCACUGAAAUCAUCAGUUCUUGUGAUUCUUAGUCGAAUGUAAUCAAUUUCUAGGAUUAAAUGGUUAAAUUAAUAAAUGUGAUCAUCUGUGAUUCAUGCUCAGGGAUCGCGAGGUCGCUGCUUGGACAUUUUGCACGGAAAUUCC